UGCAUCGCACACUAACAACCACAGCAAACGUGUCGUGCCAAUUCCAGCAAUUUUAAUCUACCAAACAGCAAAGAUGUUGUUCAAAUGCUGUGUGUGGACCAUUGGAACCCUGAUCGUUAUUGAGUUGUUCAGCAACUCGUUUUUUGAGGCCGAAGGAUGCUCCUCUGCAGGGAUUCCAAACGAGAAAACGGAUGGCAUUGUCAAUCUGAAUGUUGGCGGCUGCCUGUGCACCACGACGCGGUCGACACUGACUCGCUACCCGGACUCCAUGAUGGCUGCCAUGUUCAGCGGUGAACUCGAACCGUCUGCUCGUGACGCCAACGGGGCCUAUGUCAUGGACAGGGACGGGCCCAUCUUCCGUCACGUACUGAAUUUCCUCAGACAGGGCAAGCUGAUUCUACCGGAGGACUUCAAGGAGUGGGACCUGCUGGCUUCAGAGGCCGACUUCUAUCAAGUCGAUACUUUGGUGGAGGCGGUGAAGGCGGAAAAGUAUCGAAGAGAUGCCACGAGAUCAGUGAAUGUUGGUGGUUACAAGUACACCAUGAAUCUGUCGGCUCUGACUCGCUACCCGGGCUCCAAGCUGGCUGCUAUGUUUAGCGGUGAGUUUGAUCCCCCCGUUCUUGACGAGAGCGGGGCUUAUAUCAUCGACGGAGACGGGCCCAUCUUCCGCCAUGUCCUCAACUUCCUCCGACGGGGCAGGUUAAUUCUACCGGAGGACUUCAAGGAGUUGGAUCUGCUGGCUACGGAGGCCGAUUUCUAUCAAGUCGGGGAUUUGGUGGAGGCGGUGAAGGAAGAAAAGUAUCGGAGAGUCAUACCAGAAGACGAAACGAAAAACUUUGAAUACAUUAAGUUAAAUGCAUGUGUUAACGUGAGCUACACGUACACGUUCACUGGCAGCAGGAAUAUCCCAUGGUGUCAGCCACUUAGAGAGUUUUUCCGGGAACAUUCCCAUUCGGCAGUUUAUCAAGACCGCGGUAACUAUACACUGAACCUUCCACUCGAUAUCAAGACCAAUGUUCAUGCGGAUUUUGAAAGACGCAAGGGGGCGAUGUUCAAGGGCAUUCUUGGGUCUGGUUAUGGAUUCAUAUUGAAAGAACGAUCCUACACGUUGAAUCCUGCCGGGGUCAAGGAAUUCAAAUGGACUUUUGCUCGGCUUGAAAACGACAUGGCGAGCCCCGCAAAAGUUGACAAGCGUGAUAAAAAGGACGAUACCUUCUAUCUGAAUGUCGGCGGCAGUCUGUACACCACGAAGAUGUCGACUCUGACUCGCUACCCGGACUCCAAGCUGGCUGCCAUGUUCAGCGGUGGACACGACCCGUCUGUUCGUGGCGCCAGUGAGACCUAUGUCAUCGACAGAGACGGGCCUAUCUUCCGUCAUGUCCUCAACUUCCUCAGACAGGGCAAGCUGAUUCUACCGGAGGACUUCAAGGAGCGGGACCUGCUGGCCUCAGAGGCCGAUUUCUUCCAAAUCCCAGACCUGGUAGCGGCAGCAUCUUUGCGUAAGGUGGUGUUGACGAGUCCACCCGUGGCAGACGACCCGAAAAAGGAAUUUGUGGAAUUCACAGAACAAGAUAACAAGAGUUGCAGAUACCGGGGCAGUUGGGAAACUUUUGAGCAACUACCACGUGAGUUCCUUGCUGUAUUUGAAGCGGCCCCUAGCUUUCCUACUUUCUCGUAUGGAAAACAGUUGCGAUCCCUCGAAGAAAUGCGUUCCGGUGUGGAAAUGUUUGGGGAGAUCUCGGGAUACUGGGGUGCUUUCUCCUUUGGGCAGCCUGGGGCGACACCACCACAUGUAUUUGGAGAAGUAGUCUCCAACAACCGAUCCGAACUAGACCCACCAAAAUGGAUGGCGGUAUUUCAACGAGCCUCUGAACUUGGUUUUCAGUUAUUGAGCACGUCGGACCCGGGCGUGCCCGGAGAGAAAUCAUGGUUGUUUGGCAGAAAGGUCCCGCCCAAGAUUGUGGCCAGAGACCCUCCAUAG
Patiria miniata (bat star) is the source of this 1981-nucleotide messenger RNA. RefSeq names its product BTB/POZ domain-containing protein KCTD19-like. Lineage: Eukaryota; Metazoa; Echinodermata; Asteroidea; Valvatida; Asterinidae. The transcript has 2 exons. Gene Ontology annotation, molecular function: protein binding. Bases 74 to 1981 code for a protein of 635 amino acids. The record is from RefSeq and is a predicted model, not a curated record. Gene Ontology annotation, biological process: protein homooligomerization.